AUGGCUCCCCAACUCGAACCUUUUUUCAAACAGGUCGAUGACUUGUCCGGCGCAUUCAUCGAGCGCCUCCGCGCUGCCGUCGCCAUUCCGUCCGUCUCCGCAGAUGAAGAGCGUCGCCCGGAUGUUUUCAAGAUGGGUGCUUUCCUCGCUUCCGAGUUGGAAAGACUGGGUGCCGAAGUCCACCAGCGUCCCCUUGGCAAACAGCCUGGCAAAGAACACCUUGAGUUGCCCCCUGUCGUCAUUGCUCGCUACGGUAACGACCCAAACAAGCGGACGAUUCUAGUCUAUGGUCACUACGAUGUCCAGCCCGCUUUGAAGGAGGACGGCUGGGCAACUGAGCCGUUUGAGUUGACCGUUGACGAAAAGGAUAGAAUGUACGGACGAGGAAGCACAGACGACAAAGGCCCUGUUCUUGGCUGGCUCAAUGUCAUCGAGGCUCAUCAGAAGGCCGGCGUCGACUUUCCCGUGAAUCUCCUCUGCUGCUUUGAGGGUAUGGAGGAGUAUGGCUCGGAGGGUUUGGAGGACUUCAUUUAUGCUGAAAGCAAGAAAUUCUUCAAGGAUGCCGACGCAGUUUGCAUUUCAGACAACUACUGGCUCGGAACCGAGAAGCCUUGUCUCACCUAUGGCCUACGGGGCUGCAACUACUACGCGAUCACUGUUUCAGGACCAGGCCAGGAUCUUCACAGUGGAGUUUUUGGAGGUUCUGCUCACGAACCUAUGACUGACCUCGUCACCAUCUUCUCGAAACUAGUUGACUCUCAGGGUAACAUUCUGAUUCCCGGGCUGAUGGACCUUGUGGCUCCGGUCACUGAAGAAGAAUCGAAGCUGUACCCUACAAUUAGCUACUCGAUGGACAACCUUCACGAGUCUCUUGGAAGCGAGACUAGUAUUCACGCGACAAAAGAGAGAACGCUCAUGGCAAGGUGGCGUUAUCCAUCUCUCUCCAUUCACGGAGUCGAAGGCGCUUUCUCCGCCCCCGGUGCUAAGACAGUGAUUCCGGCUAAAGUUGUCGGCAAGUUCUCUAUCAGAACAGUACCCAACAUGGAGAGCGAGGAUGUUACAAGGCUUGUCAAGGAUUUUAUUAACAGCGAAGCCGCUAAGCUCAACUCCAAGAACAAGCUGGACGUGUCCCUGAUGCAUGAUGGAAAAUGGUGGGUCUCCAGCCCCAAGCACUGGAACUUUUCUGCCGCAAACAAGGCCGUCAAGCAAGUUUUCGGCGUAGACCCAGACAUGACCCGAGAGGGUGGCAGUAUCCCCAUUACGCUUACUUUUGAACAAGCCACGGGCAAGAAUGUCCUCUUGUUGCCAAUGGGAAGUUCCACUGACGCCGCCCAUUCCAUCAACGAAAAACUGGACAAGAGAAACUAUAUCGAGGGUACAAAGUUGCUGGGCGCUUAUUUGCACUAUGUUGCCGAAGAGCCCGUCAAUGCUUAG
Messenger RNA from Talaromyces rugulosus, 1434 nucleotides. RefSeq lists its product as uncharacterized. Gene Ontology annotation, molecular function: metallodipeptidase activity. Bases 1 to 1434 code for a protein of 477 amino acids. The transcript is spliced from 5 exons. Gene Ontology annotation, biological process: proteolysis. The record is from RefSeq and is a predicted model, not a curated record. NCBI's taxonomy places the organism in Eukaryota, Fungi, Ascomycota, Eurotiomycetes, Eurotiales, Trichocomaceae.